This is a messenger RNA of Dothidotthia symphoricarpi CBS 119687, 2011 nucleotides long. RefSeq lists its product as uncharacterized. The coding region runs from base 251 to 1705 and encodes 484 amino acids. Lineage: Eukaryota; Fungi; Ascomycota; Dothideomycetes; Pleosporales; Dothidotthiaceae. The transcript has 3 exons. Gene Ontology annotation, molecular function: ubiquitin-protein transferase activity. Gene Ontology annotation, cellular component: SUMO-targeted ubiquitin ligase complex. The record is from RefSeq and is a predicted model, not a curated record.
GUCUAGUAGCCCCAUGUCUAUAUUCAAUGACGAAAGUUAGAGUCUAUCCGUAUUCGGAUAAUGAUGAUUUGAUGCCGUUUAUUGGAGUGAAAGCGGAUCUCGCGCCGCCACCAAACUACGACACCUCGCCGACGUAACCUCAUACACGACCACGCGUUUACGUUUUUACACCCCACCCCUUGCUCGCUCACCACCUGCUCUCCCACAGUACAACGGCAAUAUUCCCGCUACGCACUCGACCGGUCAGGCCAUGGAAAGCAACCUGCCGUUCGGGUACACUCAGAGACACAAGCGCUCACACAGCCAGAUGGAAGUCGGCGGGCGGUCUGCGAGCCCAGCAUGGGGUCUUGGGAGAUAUUCCUCUGCGUAUCGUGAUUUGGGACAACCGGCCUAUCGCGAGACUCCCCCACAGUCGUCUCGUCCACGAUACUACGAACACACGCCACAAAGAGAUUUCCCGCAAAACCCACCGCACCGUACGAACGAUGAACCGCAGCAUCCUAGCACGACACCGUCACCACCGCCUUCACGCGCCUUCUUCGCUCACUCGCCCUCCCACACCAUCGUCAACUCACCACCACGUGAGCUCGCCUCCAGACGAACCGCCUCCGUCGAACCAGCCGCUCCAUCUUACUUUCGUCGAUCGCCGUCCAGUCCAGUGCCUCUCGACAACCCCCAACCGAAUAGACCUGGGCUGCACCUUCCGCAGGUCGAACACAUGGCCCCACAAGCGCCGAGACGGUAUGCAGGUGAUGGAUUGGAUUUCAGGCGGCCUGCAGGUGUGGACAGAGGGGACAACGACAAUCACAUCGAUCUGAGCAGGGACGAGGACGACAUCGUCAUCGACCUCACGGCUGAUGAUUCGGCAUACGGUCUUCACAAUGCACCUCAAAAUGAUGGGGUUGUCCCGCAGCAGUCAAAUCGCAGAAGGCUACCGCGAGGCAUGGAUAUAAUCAUCGACCUGGACAACGGCGAAGAAGAGUGGCGGAUGGCUGCACCACCAACUCCAGAGGCGAGGUCACCUGAGAUUCAAUUUAUGGGCUCGCGUCGCAUCGACCCGCCGCCCGCCCGCCGCGAGUCUGUCGAGUUUUUGCGUGAACAGCCGCUUCCGGAGGCCGAUAUACGCCAACGAAGAUACGCAGAGUUGGACCGAGCUCUAGCGGCCAUGGGCAAUAUGGGCGACCGCUUCGUCCAUCUCCGUGCUCAAGUCGAGCGGACAAUGGCCAACGUCAACCAUACAAGAAACCGAUUUCAACGCGGUCCUGUGCCCCCACCUGCGCGUCCUGGUGGACAUAUCCAUAUUGGCGCUUUUGCGAUGCCAGCUAUGGACUUUGAGUUGGUGGGCUUUGACAUGGGUUUGGGUGGCAAUCGCGUACCCGAACCCCCGCCACCGACAUAUGAAGCACCUCCAGAGGCACCGACGGGAUAUACAAGAAGUCCACAAGAGGAGGAUGUACUGGUGUGUCCCAACUGUGAAGACCAGUUGUGUGAGGGCGAAGACGAGGUCAAGAGGCAGGUAUGGCUUGUUAAGACUUGUGGUCAUGUCUACUGUGGCGAAUGCACGACAAACCGAGCAAUCAAGCGCAGCGCAAAGGGCAAGGAGAAACAGACGGUUCCCAAAACAAAACCGUUCAAAGAAUGCGUGGUCGAUGACUGUGGGAAGAAGGUCUCGGGCUCAAAGGCUAUGAUCCAGGUCUUCAUGUAGUUCUCCUUGCCGUCUCCCCAUCACCUCUCGAAUUUCCUAUGUUCGGUCUGCUGCGUUGCCUGGCAUGCUUCAACGAUACCCCCAUGUCUUCCUCGACUCAUGCAUCAUGAGAACCUUUCGGUCGUUUUUCUUUGAGAGCGCAUUUCCUCUGGCUUGAGGCUGCUGUUGGAUUUCCAUAGCUCGGCGUUUUGAUUAGCAUCAUUUAGGAUGUGUCACUUUUCGGGGCUUCAGGGGAAUAGCGCAAAGGAUAAUUGUGUAUUGCACCUAUAUGUAUAUUUGAUGAAAUAUAAUAGUAUGAUCUCCUAC